CAAAGGCCUGAUACAUAUAAAAGGGUUAGAAUUACUCUAUGAAAACACAGACCAUUCAAAAGAGCUGUCCCUUAACCAUGAGCAAGAUUACUUUUUACGAGGACAGGAACUUUCAGGGAAAGUCCCAUGAAUGUUCUGGUGACAAUGCAGAUCUGCAUUCUUACUUUGCACGCUGCAAUUCAAUCCGUGUAGAGAAUGGCUGCUGGGUGAUCUAUGAACGUUCUAAUUACAUGGGACAUCAAUAUUACCUGAAGAAAGGAGAUUACCCUGACUACCAGAGCUGGCUGGGUCUGAAUGACUCUAUUAGAUCAUGCCACUCAAUCCCAUUGCAUCGUGGUUCUUAUAAAAUAAGACUGUAUGAAAGAGAAGACUUUCGUGGUCAGAUGAAGGAAUACCAAAAUGACUGCUCUAACAUCUAUGAAAGCUUCCAUGUUCAUGAUGUUUUGUCCUGCAAUGUGCUGGAGGGCUACUGGAUAUUAUUUGAGGAGCCUGGCUUUAGGGGAAACCAAUACUUCCUGAAGCCUGGAGAAUACCGAAGAUAUAGCAACUGGGGAGCCCCAAAUUCCAGAGUUGGAUCUUUGAAAAAAAUCAUGGACUUUAAUUAGAUGCAACAUUAUUUAAUGUGUUAAACUUGUUUAACUAAUAUCUGUAAAGAAAAUAAAUCAAUAUAAAUCUGG
This is a messenger RNA of Rana temporaria (common frog), 677 nucleotides long. RefSeq names its product gamma-crystallin 2-like. NCBI's taxonomy places the organism in Eukaryota, Metazoa, Chordata, Amphibia, Anura, Ranidae. The transcript is spliced from 3 exons. Gene Ontology annotation, biological process: lens development in camera-type eye; visual perception. The coding region runs from base 39 to 605 and encodes 188 amino acids. The record is from RefSeq and is a predicted model, not a curated record. Gene Ontology annotation, molecular function: structural constituent of eye lens.